This is a messenger RNA of Oryzias melastigma (Indian medaka), 2058 nucleotides long. RefSeq names its product V-set and immunoglobulin domain-containing protein 1. The coding region runs from base 308 to 1345 and encodes 345 amino acids. Gene Ontology annotation, cellular component: external side of plasma membrane. The transcript has 4 exons. Gene Ontology annotation, biological process: immune response; T cell costimulation; cell surface receptor signaling pathway. The record is from RefSeq and is a predicted model, not a curated record. Lineage: Eukaryota; Metazoa; Chordata; Actinopteri; Beloniformes; Adrianichthyidae.
AUAAAUAUUUCAUUGGUACGUGAAACCAGAUUUGUUGCUGUUGUUAUAGAAACUGUCUUAACCACUAAUCUUAAUAGUACCGUAAUAUACAGCCUAUGAAAAAUACACAACUGAAUGUGAACAUUUGUGAGUUGAAAGAAUUUUCAAUAAAGUUAAUGAAAAAAAUGAGAGGCAACUCUGAUUGGUCUACUUGGCUGCCAAUCAAACGACCACACCCACGACAUGGGAGCGGUGCAGUUCUUUUUUUUUUCUUUUAUUGAACAACUGAACAUGACAGGAGCGGUACAGUUCUGACACAGAACUUAGAAUGUCCAACAUGUGGAUCCUCUGUUCGGUUCUGUUCUUGGUUCUGUUCGGUUCGUCUGUUUCCAGAACAUCAGAUCUGGAUGUCACUGCUGAACCUGGAAAUGACGUCACUCUGAGAUGUGGAGAUACAAACAUCAACGAGGUUUUAGUUUUAAUGUUGACCAGAUCUGAUCUCCAGGAGGACAAAUACGUGUUUUUCUACAGGGAUAACCAAGUUGAUCUUAAAUAUCAGCACGAAUCUUUCAAGAACCGAGUGUCUCUGAAGAACAGUCAGAUGAAGGAUGGAGAUCUGUCUGUGGUUCUGGAGAACGUGAAGACUGAAGAUUCUGGAACAUACCAGUGUAGAGUUGUGAAUGAAAACGAUCCACAGAGAGAACUGACUCUGAUCUCCAGCAUCCGUCUGAUGGUGAUUCCUCCGUCAGGACUGAUCACUGCUGAACCUGGAGAUGACGUCACUCUGAGAUGUGAAGAUACAAGCAUCACCAAGGUUUUAGUUUUAAACUGGACCAGAACUGACCUGCAGAAGAAUAGAGGAUAUGUGUCUUUUAGAAUGAAAACUCCUGCAGAUCCUGAAGGUCAACCUGAAUCUUUCAAGAACCGAGUGUCUCUGCUGGACAGUCAGAUAAAUGAUGGAAAUCUGUCUAUGGUUCUGAAGAAUGUGGAGAUUGAAGAUUCUGGAACAUACCAGUGUAAAGUCAAUUAUGAAAAUGGUCCAUCAGGAGAUCAUCUGAAGCUGAUCUCCACCAUCAAUCUGCAGGUGUCUCCAGGAAACACAGAAGGAAUCCAUUGGGGUUAUUUUGGUCUGAUCGUUGUGGUGGUUCUCAUUUGUUGCUGCUGUUCCUGUUGGUUUUUUUUCCGGAUCUCCAAUAAGAAGGAAAGGCCCAAGUCGGCACCUGUAAUAUUCAUGCCGACUGAUGAUAUUCAAUCUACAGAAAAAUGUAUUGACGAAACACACAAAGAAAACACUGACCAGGAGUCUGAAGAUUUGAUAUCAUUUUCUGGACUGGACUCAGAUGACAGAAACGAUGAAAACAUCUAGAAAAUCAAGGAAGUCAAAACAGCAGCAGAUGCAACAGCAUAAGAGGUUCCUCAGAGAAAUUCCAUCCUCCUGUGAAAGAACUCCAACAAACAUUUGAAGGUUUAUUGUAUAUUAGUAAAGAUUGAUGUUCCUAAAAGUUAAGAAAUGUGGAGAUCAACCUGCAGAGGAGCUGCAGCUGCUGAUGUGUUCUCUGGUGUUGAUCUGCUGCUUUGGUCUCCAUGAAUGCUGCCUCUCCUUUCUAACAUCAACCAGAAGGUCUAUUCUGUCCUGCUUUACAUCACAGUAACAUGGAGUCAUCCUCCAAUCACAGCAGCAUUCAAACAGACCCUCAGCAUUUCAACAUGGCCGCCUUAUUGCUAAGCAUCUGUUCUGAAUGUGCUAGCUCGCUAACGUUAAGGGUUCUUCAUGUCAGAGAUUGGACCAGAAUGAACUUUAAGACGUGAACAGAAGCACCAGGAAUAACUGUUGAAGAGUUUCUGUUCCAUUCCAGAGUGGAGGUGUGUCUAGAAUGUUCUGAUCAGGAUGAUUGAGAAUGAUCUGAUGUUCAUCAUGUUCAUCAUGUUUGUGGAGAACUUGCUGUUAGUGCUUGAUCUGCUUUCUCUGGAUCAACUCAUGUCAACAUGUGGAUUUGUCUUCCUCUGAUGGUGAAGAAGCUGUUCAUCACUGCAGCUCAUCUUCAUCAUCUUUCUGCUGGAAUAAACACUUCUACACAC